Aspergillus pseudonomiae is the source of this 2148-nucleotide messenger RNA. RefSeq names its product putative C6 transcription factor. NCBI's taxonomy places the organism in Eukaryota, Fungi, Ascomycota, Eurotiomycetes, Eurotiales, Aspergillaceae. Gene Ontology annotation, molecular function: RNA polymerase II cis-regulatory region sequence-specific DNA binding; DNA-binding transcription factor activity, RNA polymerase II-specific; zinc ion binding. Gene Ontology annotation, cellular component: nucleus. Gene Ontology annotation, biological process: DNA-templated transcription; positive regulation of transcription from RNA polymerase II promoter by galactose. The record is from RefSeq and is a predicted model, not a curated record. The coding region runs from base 1 to 2148 and encodes 715 amino acids. The transcript has 4 exons.
AUGUCUGCCCCGGUGGAUCAUGACACAGACCAAAUCGCAGACAACGGGGAUACUCGCAUGAUAGAGAACGACACAGAAUCGCACCAUCCCCGCCCGCGGAAAAGACGGAAAUACAUCGCAAAGGCAUGUAACGAGUGCAAGCGUCGGAAAAUCAAGUGUAAUGGAGAGACGCCAUGCCAAAGAUGCGGAAGACAGCGGAUUGGAUGUGUGUACCAGGAAGGACAGCGACAAGAAAUCACCGCGAAUGAACACGGAUUCGAUCAAUUGUGCGAGCAGAUGAAAGUCAUGCAGGAGCAAAUCACUGCUUUGACGGCCGCCGUUCAUACACUUACUCAAGGUGCUGCUGCCCCGACGUCAUUCGCGCGACCGGACCAGACUUGUUCAUCUGUCUCCUCGCAGAGGCAUUUUCGGCGUGUCUCAUCGGCGAAGGGGUUGACUUUUCAAGGUCCCACAACCUCCGCGUUUAGUUUUGAUAUUGCGAAAUCGAGUCUUCAGCGACGCGGGAUCGUCGAGCGCAAUGAUGCUGGUGAGGACGGGGAUUUGACUCAGGAGCCGUCGCCUAUGCCGUCGCCGCCCUCACCGACCCAGGUAUUACAUACACGACGGGGUGAUCCACUAUGGACUAUUGGAAAGGAUGAAGCCCUUAGAUUGUGCAGGGUGUAUGAGGAGGAGAUGGGGAUUAUGUACCCUGUGCUGGACCUGCAGCAGUUACUCAACCAGGUUGAGAUUCUAUAUGGCCAGGUGGGAACAGAGGCCUGGUCGGAGGCGUCUGUACCACAUAAUGGAGAUACGAAGCUGGAUGGUUAUGACGUACAUAUUCUCAGGUUGGUUCUUGCGUGCGCAAUAACGGCCGAGGCAAGCGGAAACAGCGAUUUGGCUAUGCGGCUGUUUGAAGAUGUACAGGAGGUGGCAGAUAACUGUGUCUGGGGGCCUCCGGACAUCAGAGGUAUUAUAUUCCUGACGCUGGUGUCGAUUUUCUACUUUCAAAUGGACGAAGAAGCACUUGCCUGGAGGACGAUCGGUAUCGUGGAACGUAUGUGUCUGGAGAAAGGUCUUCACCGACGGGAAACAUUGGAACAGCCGGCUAUUCUGGCCGAAGGAAAGGAGCGUAUUCUACGAUUGUUCUGGUCCAUAUAUGUUCUGGACAUGCGCUGGAGCUUCGGGACGGGCAUGCCCUUUGCCUUGGAAGACACGGACAUUGACCCGUGGCUUCCAGAGCCCGAGGAAAAGACCCCCUACUUGCGGGUGAUGAUUCGGUAUAGCCGCAUUGCGGCAAAGGUCUGGAAGUUCAUAUCAGCUUUCAACAACACCAACGAGAUCAAGAAGGACGAGAUGAACUAUCUAGACUGGCAGGUCGUACGAUGGACUGCUGCAAUUCCUGAGUCCCUGCGUCUUGACCAGCCAUUGGAUCAGGUGCAACAAGAGCCACGGAGUAUCCGUCGACUGCGGUCUUUACUUUACCUGCGAGCCAACCAGCUGAGGAUGCUCAUCUAUCGACCGGUACUGUAUUCAGCGGCUCAUAUGAUGCGUUAUCCAGCAGAAUCGCAAAUAAUCGUUGACCUUGCCAAAGAAACAAUCCAGUUUAUCACAAAGCUCAACCAGACGUCAGAUAUUUACCGUCUCCAACAGGUCACAUUCAACUGGUUUCUCGUGUCAGCCCUUGCCGUUCUGUUCCUCGCCGUAUCGCACACACCUGCCCAAUUCAGUGCUCACUCUAGAGAGGAGUUCUACAUGGCUCUGGAACUAGUGAAAGGCUUCUCGCCGCGAUCAUAUGUAUCCCGGCGACUGUGGAGGUCAAUCAAGGGCCUUCGAAAACUGGGGCCUCAACUUGGGCUGCAGACCCACCAACAGCCCGAUGAGACGGCUCGUACCGCACUUGAGCCAGCCGCUGGUACUGUAGCGGUGGACUCAAUGGAGCAAAUGCCGGCGCCUAGCACGCAGAGUCAUACAACACCCGACGGAGCUCAGAUGACACGGGAGCUGAUGGAAUGGUUCGAAGCAGUGGGUAAUAUUGAAGACCAGAUCAUGUCAGUGGGAACGGGGGUGCAGACCUACGAGGAACCGUGGCAGUAUGGAGCUCGCAUGGGGAAUGGCUACACGUUUGACUUUGGAGGUGAGCUGUCAAGUUUAAUGAAGGACUGCUUCUGA